UCGAACGGCGCGGUAGGCGUCGCGACUCGUCCAUAACAAUGCCUUUCCCGACGUGGUUGUGGACGACGGUACUGCGAACGUGGGUACUUGGGGCGCUGGUGCGACACGGCGUCGUAGCUGGUAACCCGGACGCGAAAAGGCUUUACGACGACCUACUUAGCAACUACAAUAAACUUGUCAGACCUGUGGUGAACACGUCGGAUGUGUUGCGGGUAUGCAUCAAGUUGAAACUGUCCCAACUGAUUGACGUGAAUUUGAAAAACCAAAUAAUGACCACCAAUCUGUGGGUAGAGCAGUCUUGGUACGACUACAAGCUCAGAUGGGAGCCCAAGGAAUACGGAGGAGUUCACAUGCUUCACGUUCCAUCCGAUCACAUCUGGAGGCCCGACAUAGUCCUGUACAAUAAUGCUGAUGGCAAUUUUGAAGUGACCUUGGCGACCAAGGCCACGAUCUACCAUCAGGGGUUGGUCGAGUGGAAACCGCCCGCCAUUUACAAAUCCUCUUGCGAAAUUGACGUCGAAUAUUUUCCGUUCGACGAGCAGACCUGCGUUUUGAAGUUCGGCAGCUGGACCUACGAUGGUUUCAAGGUCGAUUUGAGGCACAUGGACGAAAAGGCGGGUAGCAACGUCGUAGAAGUGGGAGUCGAUCUCUCCGAAUUUUACAUGUCGGUAGAGUGGGAUAUUUUGGAAGUACCAGCCGUCAGGAACGAAAAGUUCUACACCUGCUGCGACGAGCCGUACCUAGACAUCACCUUCAACAUUACUAUGAGACGAAAAACGUUGUUCUACACGGUCAAUAUUAUCAUCCCGUGUAUGGGAAUCUCGUUUCUCACGGUCCUCACGUUUUAUUUGCCAUCGGACAGCGGUGAAAAGGUGACGCUGUCCAUUUCCAUCCUCAUCAGUCUGCACGUGUUUUUCCUGCUCGUGGUGGAGAUUAUACCGCCGACUUCACUCGUCGUACCGCUGCUGGGAAAGUACCUCAUUUUCGCCAUGAUACUUGUGUCGAUUAGCAUAUGCGUCACCGUGGUGGUGCUCAACGUUCACUUUCGCUCGCCUCAAACCCACAAGAUGUCGCCGUGGGUGAAACGGGUCUUCAUAAACUUCCUCCCGCGGAUACUGGUGAUGAAACGCCCUCAAUACUGCUUCGAAACCAACACGAAAUUUCUGGCGAAUCGGUUUCUGACUACCAGCGCUGCCAACAUCUCGACGUCGUGCAUCUACCCCUACCACACCACCGUGCGGAGGACCGACGUCAGCCCAAAGAGGAGGUUCGCAUCAAGCAGAACGCCUUCCAAAGAAGAAAUGGCGCCGAGUUUGGCAGACGGCGGCGGCCCGUUCGGCAGUACCUGCCAGAUUCACGGGCCGACGGUCGUCCCGUCGGCGACGCCCGCAGCGUCGGAGGACCUGACGACGUCGACUACGGCGGGGGCGGCUACCGACGACGACGGCCUGAAAAGUCCGGUGCUGAUGCGGAACCCCGCUUUCUCGCAUUUCCGGUGCCCGCCGGAAAUACACAAAUCCUGUUUCUGCGUCCGAUUCAUCGCCGAACACACGAAAAUGGUCGAAGAUUCGACGAAAGUGAAGGAGGAUUGGAAGUACGUCGCUAUGGUGCUCGACCGGUUAUUCCUGUGGAUAUUCACGCUAGCCGUGCUGGCUGGGACCGCAGGGAUCAUCCUGCAGGCGCCGUCGCUGUACGACGACCGAACGCCCAUCGACAAGAAAUUUAGCGAGUUCGCCACUACCGUGGUGAAAUGUCCCCCGCCGUAGGCCCGCUUUUCGUUUCCCAUUUGGAGAAAAUAUUUUUUUAACGUUCCCAUUUUGAUAUAUACCUGACGUUUUUACGAAAAUUUUCGACGAAAAAUUAAAACGCGUUAAAUAAUGUCCGAACGACGUGCCGAUAAAUAAAAUGGCGCGCGCGUGCGCAGGAAACUG
Messenger RNA from Cylas formicarius (sweet potato weevil), 1931 nucleotides. RefSeq names its product acetylcholine receptor subunit alpha-like (gene nAChRalpha4). Gene Ontology annotation, cellular component: neuron projection; synapse; postsynaptic membrane. Lineage: Eukaryota; Metazoa; Arthropoda; Insecta; Coleoptera; Brentidae. The coding region runs from base 39 to 1766 and encodes 575 amino acids. Gene Ontology annotation, biological process: regulation of membrane potential; signal transduction; chemical synaptic transmission. The record is from RefSeq and is a predicted model, not a curated record. The transcript is spliced from 10 exons. Gene Ontology annotation, molecular function: acetylcholine-gated monoatomic cation-selective channel activity; transmembrane signaling receptor activity.